Closterium sp. Naga37s-1 is the source of this 816-nucleotide messenger RNA. The record is from the annotation of a GenBank genome assembly. NCBI's taxonomy places the organism in Eukaryota, Viridiplantae, Streptophyta, Zygnematophyceae, Desmidiales, Closteriaceae.
GUGAUCAUGGCGGCGCUGGACAAGCCGCGCGACAUCACGUACAAGGGCGCCACGGACCUCGUCACCAACACGGACCGCGAGAGCGAGGAGGCGGUGGUGGAGGAGAUCCUGCGGCGCUUCCCGACGCAUUUGCUGCUGGGGGAGGAGGGCGGAGUCAUUGGGGACUCCGCCUCGCCCUUCCUCUGGUGUGUCGACCCCCUCGACGGCACGACCAACUUCGCCCACGGGUACCCGUCUUUCGCCACCUCGGUCGCCGUGCUCUUCCGAGGCAAACCCGUCGCCGCCUGUGUCGUGGAGUUUGCAGGAGGGCCGCACUGCUGGGUCACACGCACCUUCACUGCUUCCUCAGGCGGAGGAGCCUUCUGCAACGGCCAUCCCAUCCAUGCCAGCACCACCGCCAAGGUGGAGCAAUCGCUGCUGGUGACGGGGUUUGGGUACGAGCACGAUGCUGCGUGGGCCGCUAACAUCGACCUCUUCAAGCACUUCACAGACGUCAGCAGGGGGGUGCGGCGGCUGGGAGCAGCAGCGGUGGACAUGUGUCAUGUGGCGCUGGGAGUGGUGGACGCCUUCUGGGAGUUCCGCCUCAAGCCCUGGGACAUGGCUGCUGGCGUCCUCAUAGCAGAGGAGGCGGGUGCGCAGGUGACGUGCAUGGACGGGGGGGACUUCUCUGUCUUUGACCGCUCCGUGCUCAUCACCAACGGCCCCCUGCACGACCAGAUGCUGGCAACUAUCGCGCCGACCACCAUGGGGCUCAUCGCGGAUGGCUUUGACUUCUCCCAUUGGUUCAAGCCUGCAGACUAUGAAUCUGAUGUCUAG